Molecule: messenger RNA, 4053 nt
Organism: Salvelinus fontinalis (brook trout)
Lineage: Eukaryota; Metazoa; Chordata; Actinopteri; Salmoniformes; Salmonidae
Product: calcium-binding protein 7-like
Exons: 5
Coding region: 1038-1682 (214 amino acids)
Molecular function (GO): calcium ion binding
Source: RefSeq, a predicted model, not a curated record
UUGGGGAGCUUGGACUGAGAAAAACAAAAUGAGACGGCAGUGUGCAGAGCAGACGGCUCGAGGAGGAUCAACCUCAAGGAACCAUCUGAAGACGCAGUGGGUCGCCCAGGAAAUCCCCUGGCAGUUGAAUACUUUGACAACUCUAGUUCUUAGUUUGAUGUUAUUUCGUUUUUUUUCUGGUUUUAUUUUCAAUGAGAACGUUACAGACGAAAAUAUCUUCAAUAGGCUACCGGUAGAAGCUUUUGGGGGCUAUUAGCUAGGCUACUUACAGUUUUAUCGACUGGUCUCCAGAAGUGAAGAUAAAAGAAACGGAAAAGGAAAGCGUGGGGAGACGGAAGGCAAUACAUACCUUGUACAAAACAACGACCUGUAGGAUAAAAAAAUAAAUCAUCUGUGCAUGUUAAUCCUAUCAAACAGAAAAUAGAAGUCUUCAGUCAAACAAAUAUGAAAUGACAUGCAUUUCAAAGCCAGCGCAGACAAACUGCUCUCGAAUUGCUUUUGUAGUUGACACGUUUUUUUAUAUAUAUAUAGUUGUAGUUUCUAUUUUUGUAUCAUUAUUUUAUUCCCAUAUAUGCGGAAUAAAAUAUCUUGCAAUGAGCCGAUUAAAAUAGUUGGUUUUGAUGUAACAAAGAUAUUUGCUAUGUUUAUUUGAGACAAUAAAAUAGAUAGAAUUACGACCAAAAAUAAAGUUUCAGCAAUAUAUCUAGUAGGCCUACUUAUAUCCUUCGGUAAUUGUAAUGCAAAGUUGAUGUGACAUAUAGGCUACACAAGCACUCUUGAUGUAUAGGCAUUACAUGCAUUGAAGACAAAGCAGAGACACCUGCCACUUUGUCCGGGACUUCGCGAGCUUCGAUUCCGCCACUGUUUUCUCAACAGGCUACACCAAAAAACAAUAACGGUCAAGUGACAGAACCUGAACAGAGAUCUUUUUUCCCGGUUGCAAAAUGUUGUUCUCCAAAGUGGACUAUAGCAAAGUUUCGGUCAGCAAACUACAGUGAGCUAUAUGAAGAUCGCGACACAGAUUUUCCCUCGCAGAAAUGCCCGUGCGAAUGCCAGUGCGAACCACAAGGUUCAUGUACAAGGGAAAUUGCACUAUUCCAGAUAUCCUAUCAUACCGGACACCCAUUAACCUGCCCGAGGAUGAGGUGGAAGAGAUCCGUGAGGCCUUCAAGGUGUUUGACCGAGAUGGAAACGGAUACAUCUCAAAGCAGGAGUUGGGGGUGGCUAUGCGGUCGCUGGGAUACAUGCCCAAUGAGGUGGAGCUGGAGAUUAUUAUCCAAAGGCUGGAUAUGGAUGGUGAUGGCCAGGUUGACUUCGAGGAAUUUGUUGCACUGCUUGGACCUAAACUUAUUGCUGCUGGGAUGCCUGAUAAGUUCCAUGGGGCGGACUUUGACUCUGUAUUUUGGAAGUGUGACAUGUCGAAGCUGACAGUGGAUGAGCUGAAGAGGCUACUGUAUGACACCUUCUGUGACCACCUCACCAUGAAAGACAUUGAGAACAUCAUCAUGACCGAAGAGAGCCACCUGGACAGUCAAGAGUGCCAAGUGGACAUUGACACCAGCCCAACACAACAGAAGCACACAUGUGUGCGGAAGAGCCUAAUUUGUGCCUUCGCCUUUGCAUUUAUCAUCAGCGUAAUGCUUAUUGCAGCUAACCAGAUGCUUCGUAGAGGUAUGAAGUAGAAAGCCCCGUCCUCCACUACCAGAAGGGUUGUUUCCUUUGUUAUCCUUUCACACUCAACCCAGUGACUAAGCAUAGACAAAUUGAACUGAUAGAAAGGAACCAAAAUAACAUGAUUUUUUUUUCAGAGACAUAUAUUUAAUGACCAUUCUGUUCUGAGAUCCAUUUAGAGCCAAAACACAGACUGAUACCAAAACUGUCAACUGGACAAAUGGAUAUAGGCCAGGAACCUGAGGAACAAAAUGUCUUGUUUACCCUUCACCAUUAGUUUCAGAUGUUCUGAAGGUUACCACCAAACACACUGUAUCACACACACAAAGAAAGAACACAUACUAAGCAAUUAUACAAUCUCUUUGAUUCAACUCACCAUAAUGUUGCCCUAUACCAUUUACAAGGUCAUUUAUUAGCCUUUUAUUUCCUAUGAGAUAAAUGAGUAAAGGUGUAGUGUCUGUGCUCUAUUGGUAACCAUGUUGUCUGAAACAUAUCGACAUUACUAAUGUAUAACAUUUUUUUUUAUUUUAUUUUUUAUUUAUUUAACCUUUAUUUAACCAGGUAGGCAAAUUGAGAACACGUUCUCAUUUACAAUUGCGACCUGGCCAAGAUAAAGCAAAGCAGUUCGACACAUACAACAACACAUAGUUACACAUGGAGUAAAAACAAACAUAUAGUCAAUAAUACAGUGAAAAAAAUAAGUCUACAGUAUAUACAACAUGUGGCAACACAUGUACAACAUGUGGCACUACAGCCUGCCCUUGCAAAGCACGUAGCCAACGGCAUUUAUUCUACAUACAUUUUUAUUCAACAGCACAUAAAGAACAUGCACAGUACAUACACAACAUAACUCUACAGUACCAACGGCAGUUUCUAAAGAAAGUACUCUACCUAUUGUAGAGAAUGCAUUUAGAGAUGUGGAGAUAUCAUUUGUGGAAUUUCGUAGACACCGAUAAUAAUAGUUGUCAUCAGCAAACCUGAGAUGCAUCUGCCAAUCUCUAUCUCUAGAGUCACUGUUCCGAUUGCUGGCUCACCCCAAUUCUACUUCUAAACACACAGCACAUGUACAUGUAAAUAAUACCAAGUAAUAUGAUUUGUGUACUUCCUCUGUGGUGUUUACCUUCAAAGUCAGAUGUAUUUAUUAAAAUGAUUAUGCAAAUGAUAGUUAUUAUUGCAAAAAAGUACAUCGUACAUGAACGUUUUCUGUAAAUAUUUCUAUUCUGUGAAUGUGGAGACAGUUUGAAAGGACAUUUAAAUGUAUGUUUUGUUUGGCUUUUGACAUGGUCCACCAAAACAACAUUAAGCUAUUAUUUAGAUUUUUACAUGGUUCUAUUUUCUUAAUGUAAGAAGAGAUGCUUUUUAUCAAAGAUCAAGAUAUCAAGAAUGCAAACAUAUACUCUUUUUUUUAAAUCAGGGUUCCAAUGUAUGAUUCCCAGGUUUACAGAAACUGGAAUAUCAUUCUAACACAAUUAGUAAUCUGUUAAUGGCCAUGUACUUAACAUUUUGCUCUUUUGUCAUAUUGCUUUUUUAGAAAUCUAUGUUUUCUCUUUAUCAUAUAUGAAGAAUUUAACUAUCAUUUUAAUGAAAUGCUAUAUAUAUUCUCUUGCUCUUUUUAUCACAAGCUGAAUCAAGUCUGUAUCAUACCAGAAAAUAGUAUAUCAAAUAGUGAAAAAGAACAGGGCUUGCAAUAGUCUACCUUGAUGAGGGUGACUAAAUGUUGCUCGGUUAUCUGUUCAUAUAUGAGAAAUAACUGUUUGACAUUAUAUGCAUUUGCGCAAAUGUGAAAUAGCCAAUGUAAUAGACAAUACAUACAAAAAUAGUAAAGCAAUGAUAUUGUAUAUGACCAAUGUUACAUUGCAUUAAUGAGGAGAAUAUGUUAAUGUACAGUUUGUUGAGAGUGAUCUGAUGUUUUUUCAUAUCCGUCAAUGUGUUGUCAUAUGAAGCAGUUUUGUUCUUUACAUGUGACUGUGAUCAAAGUCAAACAUAGUGCAGCUCUGAUACUUUGUGCCAAACGCGGGGGGAAAUGCACAUAUCAAUAAUUUCAGAAUAACAUGUUUUAGGGAUGAAAUAUUCUUGAUUGAAACAUAACUUGCAAACAAAUGUAUUUCUUAUCAGAAAUAAAUGUCUUACAAAUAAAAACUAACGCAAUAUACUGUAUACUGUAUGGACAUGGUGUAUAGAAAUGACCUCUCAUGUGAACCUUCAAGUGUCCUCGCACUGUCUGUUGUUGCCUUUGGUUAAACAUUCUAUGGCAUUCUUUCAGCAUCAGUAAUCUCAUCCUAUGCACUGUAAUUGCACAUAUGUACCCGUCACCAUAUCAAAUAUACAUUUAUUAACAUGAUGUCUGGAUGCAUGUUGUCCAAUAAACAAACACAAACGUAA